This is a messenger RNA of Striga asiatica, 1873 nucleotides long. Lineage: Eukaryota; Viridiplantae; Streptophyta; Magnoliopsida; Lamiales; Orobanchaceae. The record is from the annotation of a GenBank genome assembly.
AUUUUCCUCCUUUCUUCAUAACGAAAAACGAAAAUCUCCCCUUCGUUCCCUACUCACAGACACUGUUCAAUUUCUUUGUUUCUUAUCCCCAAUUUCGACCAGAGCAAGGAAAUAAUCCCACACAUCUCUUCGAAUAUUGAGCUGCUAUUCUUGUGGUACAGUGAGAGAGCAAUGGAACAAUUUGAGAAUCAGGAGCUGGAGUAUGUUGACUAUUAUGAAAUUAGUGAUUUCGACGAUGACAAUGUUCCAUGUCGAGUUUCGUUGGAUGACGAUAACAUGGACUCUGACUUUGAGGACGAUCUUGAACUGGGCAAGCCAAAAACAGACACCUCGGCUUCAGAAGUGAGAAAUGGCAAGGAUAUGCAGGGUAUCCCAUGGGAGAGGCUGAAUUUUACUAGAGAGAAGUAUCGUGAAUCUCGAUUGAAGGGAUACAAGAAUUUUGAAAAUCUCUCAAUCUCUCAUGGAGAUCUUGAGAAGGAUUGCAAAGAAGUAGACAAAGGCCAUAAAUUCUAUGUUUUUCAGUUUAAUACCAGACUUGUUAAAUCAACGAUAGUUCAUUUUCAGUUCAACCCACGGCAUGGGAUUGCUAUUGCAUUUUUUAUUUUAGCCUUAGAAGCUGAACUGCAGUUUUUUCUGAGCAGCUGGUGGAUAAUGGAUCAUUUCCAUAUGCUGAGGAAUCUCCUAUGGGCAACCUCAAAGCAUGACGUGUACUUGACGCAAAAUUAUUCUGUCAUGCACUGGUCGUCCCUUCUCAGGAGGGGCAAAGAAGUGCUCAAUGUUGCUAAACCUAUAGUGUCAUCCUUGAAAAAUCCUGGAUGUUUAACGCAGCCUCUUUCUAGGGUUCAAAUAAGCACAAUGACUGUGAAGGAAAAUCUGAUGGUUGCAGGUGGUUUUCAGGGAGAAGUUAUCUGCAAGUAUCUGCACCAACCUGAUGUUGCCUUCUGCACAAAGUUGUCCGCAGAUGAGAAUGCCAUCACUAAUGCUGUUGACAUAUAUCACAAUCCUAGUGGUGCACUUAGGGUAAUGACGGGAAACAAUGACGCCCAAGUCCAGGUCAUGGACACCGUAAAAUUCGCUUGCCUUGAUCGGUUUACAUUCCCGUGGUCUGUAAAUAACACAUCAGUCAGCCCAGGUGGCCAAAUGGUGGCAGUCCUUGGGGACAAUCCCGACUGUUUGAUUGUCGAUGCCCAAUCAGGAAAGGUAAUCAGCAUCUUAAAAGGUCACCUCGACUACUCAUUCGCAUCCGAUUGGCGGCCAGAUGGACAAAUCUUGGCAACUGGCAACCAAGACAAAACCUGCAGAUUGUGGGACGUGCGCAAACUGUCCGAGUCCUUAGCCGUGCUCAAGGGUAGAAUGGGCGCAAUCAGGAACAUCAAGUUCACAUCCGAUGGCCAAUUCAUGGCCAUGGCUGAGCCUGCCGAUUUCGUGCACGUGUUUGAUGUUAGCUCUGAUUAUAGGUCGAGUCAGGAGAUUGAUCUUUUUGGGGAGAUAGCUGGGAUAUCGUUUAGCCCGGAUAAGGAGGCCUUGUUCGUGGGGAUUUCUGACCGGACAUAUGGAAGCUUGCUGGAGUUUAACCUCAGGCAUUUUGACCGUUAUCUAGAGAGCGUGUUUUGAAUGUAAAAACACAUUAUUGUGUCGAUAUUUUAUGUUUUUUUCUUGUUUUAAGCCAUGAUUCUGUUGGUAAGAGUGUUUUUGUUGGGCUGAUGAAGAGGAUGUCAUGGUCUGCAGGUAGUAAUAAGUAUAGGAGGUUUGGGUUGGUUGAUGUUCUUUUCAUGGAUUCUUUGGUAACUGAUGUACGAUGGUUUUUGGGUUCAAAUUCGAUUUGAACUUUGAAGGGUAAAGAUGUGAUAUAAAAGAAUAAUUUUUUUACAAA